Molecule: messenger RNA, 1925 nt
Organism: Coregonus clupeaformis (lake whitefish)
Lineage: Eukaryota; Metazoa; Chordata; Actinopteri; Salmoniformes; Salmonidae
Product: visual system homeobox 2-like
Exons: 5
Coding region: 85-1263 (392 amino acids)
Biological process (GO): regulation of transcription by RNA polymerase II
Cellular component (GO): nucleus
Molecular function (GO): DNA-binding transcription factor activity, RNA polymerase II-specific; sequence-specific double-stranded DNA binding
Source: RefSeq, a predicted model, not a curated record
CACUGGGUGAUUGCACAAGGGACUGGCGUGCGCAGGGCGGGAACACCAAUCAGGGAGUACCAUCAGAGAGAACAGUCUGACAUCAUGACAGGGAAAGAAGGGACCGUUCUUUCAGACUCUUUGAAUAAACAGAAAAUGGCUUCGCCCCUAAAACUAGUGGGACUCCAGCACCAACCGUCAAAAAUGGGUUCGAUUACGACACAUAGGUGCACGGGAUUCGGAAUCCAGGAGAUUCUAGGUUUGAACAAGGAGUCUUCCGCGUUCCCGCGGCGUCCGUUGGAAUCUCUGCCGCACAGGGCGCACCUUCUGACGGCUAGGUCGGCUUUGGGCCCCGCGGCAGUCAGGGUUGGAAUGGGAAUUAUUGGUCCAGGAGGGAUUCAUUCGUUUUACAGCCAGCCUGCCUUUCUGGAGGUGUUACAGGAGGCGCAGAGUGUUCACCUUCAGCCGCUCGCCAGGGGACAGCUGGAUGCGCACCACCCCGCAAGCUGUUCUGAUUCAGAUGACGUAUCCUCCAGUGAAAAAACAUUUUCUAAAUCAUCGAUGAGCCAGAACAAGAAAAGAAAGAAGAGACGACACAGAACUAUAUUUACUUCUCAUCAGCUGGAUGAGUUGGAGAAGGCUUUCAACGAGGCCCACUACCCUGAUGUCUACGCCAGAGAGAUGCUCUCCAUGAAGACUGAACUUCCGGAGGACAGGAUACAGGUUUGGUUUCAGAACCGCCGUGCCAAGUGGAGGAAGAGGGAGAAGUGUUGGGGUCGCAGCAGCGUGAUGGCAGAGUACGGCCUGUACGGCGCCAUGGUCCGUCACUCCAUUCCUCUGCCUGAGUCCAUCCUCAAGUCAGCCAAGGACGGCAUCAUGGACUCCUGUGCUCCCUGGCUACUGGGUAUGCACAAGAAGUCCAUGGAUACCCCUGUUCCGACCUCUCCUGGAAAACUGGAAGCUCCCCAUUCCCAUCCACCUGCCAGGGAACGAGAGGGGGAGAGAGUGGUAGAGGAAGUGGAGGAGGAGAGAAGGAGGGAGAAUACCAGGUCGCCCAUAUCCAAAGAGGAACUGCGAGAGAAUAGCAUCGCUGCACUCAGGGCUAAAGCUCUGGAACACAGUGCUAAGAUUCUGGGGACACAUCCUGGUGACGGACCACUGGGAACAGUUUCAAGGGACGGAACAGGGGGACAGCAACACCCGAUGGAGACAGAGGACAAACAGGCAGGAGGACAAACAGUUGGACAGUUGAAGCCUGCAGUGGAGAUAGAGGCCAGUCACUGAUAUGGAUGCUCUUCUUCUAAAGAAGUUGAUGCCCUCUCUGUAAAGAUCACUGUUUACAUAUUCCUGACGUCCAUGCUAUCAUAAACAAGAUGGUAUCGGUCACAAUACACAAUAUUCUUGGCAGCGCAAAAGUUUCACAACGUUCCUUUGACACCAAGACCUGAUAAUGUCAACCUCGAAAUCCUCCUGUCGUGGGGAUCAAUUUUGUACAGAUUACAUUUUCCAUCAUGGGAAUUCCAAAUCCCAUGCCUCAACUAUACCCUGGUCUAUAUCAGUCCACUAUUUAGUAAUCUGGCAGCUUGCUACUCGGCAACUUUAGGAAGAUGAACUAUUUGGUUACAUAGAUCAGUCUCUACACUGAUGUACUGGCCCAUAUUAUUUUACGGUAAUCUGCAAACCAGACAAGGUGAAAGAUACAUGUCAUGAUAAAAUGCUGUGAAAAAAAUAUGCAUGGUCUCUUGUGAAAUGAUGUGUAAAAACAAGAGACUAAUCUUGGAGAGGAUUCAUGGACCUUUUUACACUAAAUAUUAUCUUGAAAUGUAUAUGGUGGAUUUCUCUGAUAUUGUCAUUAUUUAAAAUGAAAUAUAGCUACUGUCAUGUAGUUGGAAAUCAACAAGCUGUGUUUGUUUUGUCUCCGUGUUCUGUAUAUUAAAAUAAUAAUA